This is a messenger RNA of Myotis lucifugus (little brown bat), 1397 nucleotides long. RefSeq names its product DNA primase subunit 1 (gene PRIM1). The coding region runs from base 54 to 1301 and encodes 415 amino acids. Lineage: Eukaryota; Metazoa; Chordata; Mammalia; Chiroptera; Vespertilionidae. The record is from RefSeq and is a predicted model, not a curated record. The transcript has 13 exons. Gene Ontology annotation, cellular component: alpha DNA polymerase:primase complex. Gene Ontology annotation, biological process: DNA replication, synthesis of primer.
UGUGGUUCCCGCCAAUUCUUGCAGAAUCCUGCCGGGCCUGAGUAGCGCGCGCCAUGGAGGCGUUUGACCCAGCCGAUUUGCCCGAGCUGCUUAAGCUUUAUUACCGGAGGCUCUUUCCCUACGCCCAGUACUACCGCUGGCUCAACUAUGGCGGAGUGAUAAAGAAUUACUUUCAACACCGUGAAUUUUCAUUCACGUUGAAAGAUGACAUUUACAUUCGCUACCAAUCCUUCAACAACCAGAGUGAUCUGGAAAAGGAGAUGCAGAAAAUGAAUCCAUACAAGAUUGAUAUAGGAGCGGUAUAUUCCCACAGACCCAAUCAACAUAAUACAGUGAAGCUGGGAGCUUUCCAGGCUCAGGAAAAAGAACUGGUGUUUGACAUCGACAUGACAGACUAUGAUGAUGUGAGGAGAUGCUGUAGUUCUGCAGACAUAUGUUCUAAGUGCUGGACCCUCAUGACAAUGGCCAUACGCAUCAUCGACCGAGCAUUGAAGGAGGACUUUGGAUUUAAGCAUCGCCUCUGGGUAUAUUCUGGAAGAAGAGGUGUUCAUUGUUGGGUCUGUGAUGACUCGGUUAGAAAACUGUCCUCCGCAGUGCGGUCUGGGAUAGUUGAGUAUUUGAGUCUUGUAAAGGGUGGUCAAGAUGUUAAAAAGAAAGUUCACCUAAGUGAAAAAAUUCACCCCUUUGUCAGAAAAUCUAUAAACAUAAUAAGUAAAUACUUUGAAGAAUAUGCCUUGGUUGAUCAAGAUAUUCUUGGAAGUAAAGAAAGCUGUGAUAAGAUUUUAGCUCUUAUUCCUGACACAAUGCAUGAUGGCCUUCAAGAAAUCUUCCAAAAGCCUCACAGUUCACUUCAGCGUUGGGAGCAUUUGAAGAAAAAGGCCAUAUAUCCGAAUGACAGAAGUGGACAGUUGCUUGUGUGGGAGAUCAUGCUCCAGUACUGUUUUCCACGGCUGGAUAUCAAUGUUAGCAAAGGAAUCAAUCAUUUGCUGAAGAGCCCUUUUAGUGUUCAUCCUAAAACAGGUCGAAUUUCAGUGCCUAUUGAUUUACAGAAAGUGGAUCAGUUUGAUCCGUUUACUGUUCCAACCAUAAGCUCCAUCUGCCAUGAAUUAGAUGCUAUUUCCACUAAUGAAGAAGAAAAAGAGGAGAACAAAGCUGAAUCUGAUAACAAACAUAGAACCAGAGAUUAUAAGAAGACCAGUCUAGGCCCUUAUGUAAAAGUUUUUGAAAAGUUUCUUGAAAACCUGGAUAAAUCCCGAAAAGGAGAACUUCUCAAGAAGAGUGAUUUACAAAAAGACUUCUGAAGAUAACAACUCCCCUCUAACUAAUGUGGAUAACUUCUAUCUUCAACCAAGAAUCAAACACUUGAAGAGUCAUGAAAUAAAUAUGGCAGAACCUUG